GUCCUUUGUGCAGUGAAAGGGUUGCCGUAUCCCUUGAAGGGACGGGGUUGCGUAUAAAAGGACCAAACUCCAGCAAGGAGUCAUCAUUCGCAUCAUUUGCACCUCAACACCACCAACUAUCAAUCCACCCACAAACAAAUCUCAACAUCAAAAUGAAAUUCUUUGUCGUCUUCAGUGCCAUCCUCGCCACCUGCGCGGCCAACUCCUUCCUCGUCCGAGAGCCUUUCGUGGCCAUCAAGACCCUGCGACACGACAUGCACCCAUCCGGAGUCUACAACCUCCAUUCCGAGGGGGCGGACGGAACACUUUUCGUGGAAUCCGGCAAUGGCGCAAGCAAGACUGGUUCUUUCGGUUACACCAGCCCGGAAGGAAAACGUAUCUCUUUGACCUACGUGGCCGAUGAAUUCGGAUUCCGCCCAACUGGAGAUCAUCUCCCAGUGCCACCCCCAAUGCCCGAGGAGAUCCGUGCCAUGCUCCCAACACUCCCGAAGUUGGUUGAGGUGCCAGAAACACGUGUUUUUGCUGCCGUCCCCCCGACCUUCUUCCGCCACGAGCCACGCCCAAUCCUCAUCCGUGAAAGCUUCCCUGCUCCAGUCCUCCCCGUCCUCGGCCAGGAGCCCGCACCCACCAAGACCUUCGUCCAGACCAGCGACUACCUCAUCGACUCCUCCCCCGCCAAGACCAUCGUCAAGAUUGGACACUAAGAGCUGACCUUCCUGACCUCAUUCUGUCUGUAGUUUUCGCUGCUAUUGUCUGUGAUUAUCAGCGGCUGGACCGUUGAUUUCGACAUCUAAAAUACUUCUAUUCUUGACUCAAACGAGUUUAAAUACUUGAAUAAACCUCAUCACACCUGUUGCAAAUUAACCACUAAA
This is a messenger RNA of Folsomia candida, 872 nucleotides long. Its product is annotated as pupal cuticle protein Edg-78E. Bases 153 to 704 code for a protein of 183 amino acids. The record is from RefSeq and is a predicted model, not a curated record. NCBI's taxonomy places the organism in Eukaryota, Metazoa, Arthropoda, Collembola, Entomobryomorpha, Isotomidae. Gene Ontology annotation, cellular component: chitin-based extracellular matrix. The transcript is spliced from 5 exons. Gene Ontology annotation, molecular function: structural constituent of chitin-based larval cuticle.